AUGGCUGCGGUUAUCAAAGCUCUCAAUGCCAAGAUUCGGUCAAACCCAACGGUGAGCUACAUUUGCUCAACCCAUUUUUGGGGCCCCGUUUCCAACUUUGGUAUCCCCGUCGCGGCCGUCAUGGACACGCAGAAGAGCCCGGACCUGAUCUCCGGCGGCAUGACCGGCGCCCUCGUCAUCUACUCCGCCACCUUCAUGCGCUACUCUCUCGCCGUCACCCCCAAGAACUACCUCCUAUUCGCCUGCCACUUCGUCAACGAGUGCGCGCAGCUGACCCAGGGCUACCGGUUCCUGUCAUACCACAACUGGGGAGGCAAGGAGGCCCUCGAGGCUGCGAAGGCCCAGGCCGCCAAGGUCGAGGACAAGGCCAAGGCUGCUGUCAGCAAAUAA
Messenger RNA from Cordyceps fumosorosea ARSEF 2679, 390 nucleotides. Its product is annotated as UPF0041 domain-containing protein. NCBI's taxonomy places the organism in Eukaryota, Fungi, Ascomycota, Sordariomycetes, Hypocreales, Cordycipitaceae. The coding region runs from base 1 to 390 and encodes 129 amino acids. The transcript is spliced from 3 exons. Gene Ontology annotation, cellular component: mitochondrial inner membrane. Gene Ontology annotation, biological process: pyruvate import into mitochondria. The record is from RefSeq and is a predicted model, not a curated record.